AUUCCUUUUAAAGUUUUUUCCAUCUCUGUCUCCGUUUCUCUCCACAAUUUCCUCUCCCAAAUUGGCAAGCUUCACAGUCUAUAUUUAUCUUUCGAAUUCGAGUAGAUAGGGCUUUGUUUGGAGACGCUCCGAGACGGCGUCUUUUUCGAGGUUUCUCCGCUUGUUUUCCGAGCGAUCCGUGCAGAGAAAUCGGGAAAAGUGGAUUUGGGGGUUUUGUGAUCGGAUUUAGAUAAGGCAGAAGAAAUGAGUAAACUUUUGGAAAUUCAACCUAAAGAACUGAAUUUCACAAUUGAAUUGAAGAAGCAAAGCUCAUGCUCAGUUCGGCUUGCCAAUGUCACCAACUAUUAUGUUGCUUUUAAGGUUAAAACUACAUCCCCUAAGAGAUACUGCGUGCGGCCAAAUGUGGGUAUUGUCAUGCCAAAUUCAACUUGUGAAUUUGCAGUCACAAUGCAAGUGCCACGGACAUUUCCACUUGAUUUGGAGUGCAAAGAUAAGUUCUUAAUCCAGAGCACAAUUGUUUCUCCUGAGACAACUGAUGAGCAAAUUACAGCGAGCAUGUUUGUCAAAGAUGGGGGGAAAUACGUUGAAGAAAAGAAAUUGAGAGUGAUACUUCUCAUUCCGCCUGACUCGCCAACACUGUCACCAAUCAAUGGAGCCUUGAACCAGGGGCUGGGCCGUGAAACUUCUUUUUCAAAAGAUCAAUCUUUGAAUGGAGUUGAAAACACAUCCAAAUCGCACAUGGUUACCAAGGACGUGGAGUCUGUACUGGUUAACAUCAAGGAGUCAAAGCCAGCUGAGGAUAAAUUGAAGCCAGUGAAGAAUGUGGAGUUUAAGCUAGAAAAUGAUGUAAAGGAAUUGAAGCCGGCAAAGGGUGUAGAGGAAUUGAAGCCGGCAAAGGAUGUAGAGGAGUUGAAGCCGGCAAAGGAUGUAAAGGAAUUGAAUCCAGCAAAGGACGUAGAGGAGUUGACUCCAGCAAUGGGUGUUGAGGAAUCAAAACCUGUAAAGGGUGUAGAGGUAUUGAAUCUGGCGAAAACUGUAGAGGAUGUCGAGGAGUUGAAGCUAGCAAAGGAUGUGGAGUUGAAAAAUGUAGACAUACAGGAGCUGAAGUUAGUCAAAGAUGUAGAGGAUAUCAAGUCUAAGCUAAGCGAAUUUGAACUAAAGCUCCAGAAGGCUGAAGUUACAAUUUCAAAGCUGCUGGAGGAGAGGAUUUCAAACAUCAAAGAGAGAAAAAUUUUGCACGAGAAAUUAGCGGAGUUGGGCAAAAGAGGUGUAAAAACAGUUCAGGUUGGGUUCCCUCUUCUGUUUGUUUGUAUGGUUGCUCUUAUCAGUGUCGUUCUUGGGUACCGGUUACACCCUUGAAGAACCCUAUGCUUGAAGACGAAGCUAUUAUGUAAAGCCAGUAUGUAGGAAUAUGGGUACAAAGAUUUUCUUUCCCUCUCUUUACAUAGAGGUGGAAAGAAAGUCAUUAUAUGGUGGUCAGUAUGUUAUGUAAAAGCAAAUGAAAUCUAGGAGUACCUACCAAGUGUGUUCUGCAUUCAUAUAUGCUCAUUUUUGCUUCAAAAACAAAACAAAACAAAACAAAAGGCGUGUAAAGAUUUCCCCCCCCCCCCUCACUUGGGUUCAUAGAUAAGAAGGUUACUCUUUGUUUGAUUAUGAUAGAUGCCAGAUUUGCUACCGGACUGGGACUGAAAUUUGUAAAUUGAGUAUGUUGUUUAUACAGAGAGCUGGAAUAUGAUGCUUUA
Molecule: messenger RNA, 1742 nt
Organism: Morus notabilis
Lineage: Eukaryota; Viridiplantae; Streptophyta; Magnoliopsida; Rosales; Moraceae
Product: vesicle-associated protein 2-2
Exons: 9
Coding region: 244-1359 (371 amino acids)
Biological process (GO): endoplasmic reticulum membrane organization
Cellular component (GO): endoplasmic reticulum membrane; plasma membrane
Source: RefSeq, a predicted model, not a curated record